AUGAUGGCUCUCCGCCAAGUGCACGGUACAGCCAAGCUGCAGGAAGUAACAAAGUUACUGGAUUCACUCGAGAAUGACCUGCAAAAUAAGCAAUUAACACCAGAUAAAAAGGUUCAGACUCUCCUCCAACUCCGACAAUAUGGCACAAACCCCGUCGAUGCCGGUCCGAUAUACUGCAGCAAGGGGAUUGGGCUGCUCGUGAGAUAUGGCAUAGAGGGAGAAACCCCUGAUAUCUGUCGCGCUGCCCUGCGAUGUGUCGCAAAUGCCCUACUUCUUGAUGCGAAAAUGCGUCAAGUCUUUGUUGAUACAGGGUUUGGAGGUGAACUGAGUAAGAAGCUCAAGGCGGAUAACUCUGAAGAUGAGAUGGUUGCUAGUCGAAUCUUGUUCUUGUCAACCUAUGACACCACCAUGGACUUUGAAGAUCUCAUCAAGAAUCAUUCACUUGGAGACAACGUUACUUAUCAACUCAACCGACAUGCGGACCAAUUUCCUAAAACCGGAAGACAGCCGUUAUCCCAUAUGGAUGAACUGGCUCUCACAGAUACCCUCAAACUGGUCUUCAACGUAUCCAAACUCUUUGGCCUCGGUUCUAAGUUCUCGGCAUCAAUCCCUCAUAUCCUGAAGAUUAUCAGUCGCAUCGAAAUCCCGGCGAAACCUCUAGAAGGUCUAAUCGGCUAUCUGAUCAACGCGCUCUCUGUUCUCGACAUGGAGGAAAAGGAAAAGAAGUUUUUUGAACACAACCCGCUGUUUCCCUUAUUCGAUUUGAAUUGCAACGUGGAUAGAUUGAUCGAUAUACUUGAUGGAGCUGAGUCCUCAUACCGGCCUGCAGAACUUGAGGAGAAGGUUGUUCCUUUGUUACAUUCAUUGAUCAUCAUAUGCGAGCUUGCUCCCGAUGAACAACGCCAACAUAUGCAAGCCCGACUUCUGCCCGAAGACAGCGAUCGCAGCCAGCCGAUAGGACGCUCCGGUACCCUUGCAUCUCGACUUCUAAAGCUGUUGACAACCCCUUACCCGAAUUUGAAGACUGGAAUCUCAGAGCUCAUGUUCGCUCUUGCUGGCAAAGACCCAGAGAACCUGACCAGGAAAAUCGGAUAUGGCUACGCGGCUGGGUUCCUAGCAUCUCGAGGCUUGGAGGUUCCACAACUUACUAGUGAAGCUUCUGCAAAUAGUGAUAAUGGCCUGGAUCCUAACAUCAAUCCGAUUACGGGUCAGCGAUGGACAGCAGAGCCUGCAGAUUCAGGCCAUCCCAUGACUAUGGAAGAGAAAGAGAGAGAGGCAGAAAGACUCUUUGUUCUUUUCGAGAGGGCAAAGGCAACUGGUCUCCUGAAUGUCGAGAAUCCAGUCACCCAGGCCCUUCAUGAGGGAAGAUUUGAAGAAUUGCCAGAUGAUGCUGAUAGCGAUUGA
Messenger RNA from Penicillium malachiteum, 1404 nucleotides. Its product is annotated as synembryn. Gene Ontology annotation, biological process: G protein-coupled receptor signaling pathway. The transcript is spliced from 6 exons. The record is from RefSeq and is a predicted model, not a curated record. Gene Ontology annotation, cellular component: cytoplasm. Gene Ontology annotation, molecular function: guanyl-nucleotide exchange factor activity; G-protein alpha-subunit binding. NCBI's taxonomy places the organism in Eukaryota, Fungi, Ascomycota, Eurotiomycetes, Eurotiales, Aspergillaceae. The coding region runs from base 1 to 1404 and encodes 467 amino acids.